AUGAAACUAAAAAAUUUUAUUAAUACAUCAGUGGUUGCUGACCUUCUAAAGAAAGGUAGCUUCAAAAAUGGUGGUGGUUAUCGAUUAUUGGACUGUGGAGUAGACUUUCAAAUGCGAAAUUAUGAUGAUUUCAUGAAAACCAAAUAUGGAAGGUUCGAGGAAAUGAUGGGAAUAGAUACGAAACAGUAUCGCGACUAUUUGGAAAAGCACAUCCCACAAGCAGUCCACAUGGAUCUUAACAUAGCUACCUAUCCUGGUCUUUAUGAACCGUAUGCCAUGUAUCCACCAGAAAUAUUUCAGAAAUAUGCUCGCUUAUUGGGUAUCAGUCGAUCGGACCAUAUCGUCUUAUAUGGUAGGCAACGCAUUGCUGGCAUGAUGGUUCCGUGUCGCAUUUCCUGGCUAUUUAAGUACUAUGGUCAUGGAGCUGUUUCUGUCUUAGAUGGUGGUUUAACAGCAUGGGAAGAUGAUGGCGGUGAAAUUACUGGAGAAAUACAGGAAGUCACUCCAGGUAACUGGAGAGCAGACCUUUGUCCAGAUUACAUUAUAACAUAUGAACAGCUUAUCGAGAAGGAUUCUAAUGGAAUGAACAUGUUUGACAAAGCCGAUCAGAUAAAUUUUUUCGAUUCGCGUCCAAGAGAUCAGUUUAAAGGAAAAGUUGAUACUAUGCUCGACCCAAAAAGAGUGAGCGGUUCACGUGUACCGGGCACAAAGUGUGCACCAGCAGUAGAAAUGAUUAAUGAAAAAGGUCGUCUAAAAGAUCCAGACGAGCUUAAAAGCUGGUUACAAAAAUGCGGUUUCAAGCAGGACCUUCCAGUCAUCUCACAAUGUCUACGUGGGAUACAGGCGUGCUUACUAAAUUCAGUCAUCGAGGAUUUGUUUCCAUUCCUACGUCCACGCGUCUAUCAUGGAUCAUGCUUUGAGCUGCAAACUCGUGAUCCGAAAAGAAUUUGUGAAUAG
Messenger RNA from Brugia malayi, 957 nucleotides. RefSeq lists its product as uncharacterized. Gene Ontology annotation, molecular function: thiosulfate-cyanide sulfurtransferase activity. Bases 1 to 957 code for a protein of 318 amino acids. The transcript is spliced from 8 exons. Gene Ontology annotation, cellular component: mitochondrion. NCBI's taxonomy places the organism in Eukaryota, Metazoa, Nematoda, Chromadorea, Rhabditida, Onchocercidae. The record is from RefSeq and is a predicted model, not a curated record. Gene Ontology annotation, biological process: transsulfuration.